Jaminaea rosea is the source of this 1026-nucleotide messenger RNA. RefSeq lists its product as hypothetical. The record is from RefSeq and is a predicted model, not a curated record. The coding region runs from base 214 to 840 and encodes 208 amino acids. The transcript is spliced from 2 exons. NCBI's taxonomy places the organism in Eukaryota, Fungi, Basidiomycota, Exobasidiomycetes, Microstromatales.
CAUCGAUGUUGCGUCGUUGCGUCGUUGCCUUCGAGGAGUGAGACCUUCAUCUACCCCGUCGCUGGCUGACAUCGAGCGGCUAUUUCCCCCAUCACCUCUCCAUCCUACCCACCUCUCCAUCACCACCGUCCCGUACUAUCGACACCCACGAUACCGCGCUACCCCUUCCUCCCCUUCGACCUCUUCCUCCACCGCCCAACUUCUCGAGUUGAUAUGUCCUCGAGCUACCAUCCUCCGCUUCACCACCGCUCCCGACGCCUCGUCUCCCUCACCCUAGCGCUUGCCAUCCUCCUCACUCUCCUCGCCAUCUCCCCUUCACCCGUCACAGCGGCGACCCCUGCUCUGUCAGACAAUGGGCCCGCUACCCCACCACAACUGAGGCGCAGGUCAGCCUCCGGGGCAAAGAAGCACGUACCGGGACUUGGCCCCUUUGGCAGCUUCACGGACGCUUUGCCUGCGGUCAGAACCUUUCUCCCAGAAGAGAGAAUGGCGGCAGCAGCUGAGACGGCGGAGCUCUCGGAGCGAGAAGAGGCGGUGCCUUCCGUGCCCGAAAAGAGGGCAGAGCAACGACCGCGACAAGAGCAACGCCAGAAGGGAGUCAGGAUCACUAAGCGCUCCGAGCAAGGUAUCGCCAGGCUCAGCGCGCGAGGUCUCGGUGACAAAGAUGAUGAUGGGGUCGCCCAUCUGAUUGCCCGUAAAAAGCUACGAACUGUAGAGCGAGAGCAACGAGCGAGGGAGCAGGAGGAGGAGGAAGAAGAAGACGACUAUGACUCUCGCGAUGCUGAAGAGCCGGAGGGCACACGAUACAGCGUUGAUCCCGCCAAUCACCCAUUGCCUUGACGCAGCACCACAGCAUCACGCACGACCCUAGAUGGGCUCCAGCACCGAUAGCGACCUCAGCUUCAUACAUGUAACAUACAUUCAUCAAGACUCCGCAUCAUCAUCAUCGACAUUCAGCAUCGAUCAUUGUCCAAACUUUCCCUUCAUCAUCAACGAUAGCAUCAUCAGCACACGCCUCGGGGGCAG